CACAGCCCGCGCGCCAUGGAGCCACAGCAGCCGCAGCAGCAGCAGCCGCAGCGAGGCGACUGGGCGUGCGUGCCCGCCUCCUGUGUGGCGCGCAGGACGCACAACCCGCUGCGCACCAUCGUCGAGGAGCUGGCCAUACAGCCCAACCCCGACAAGCACCUCAUCGCGCUCUCCAUAGGUGACCCUACGACAUUCGGCAACCUUCGGCCGGCACCAGAAGUGGUGAAGGCGCUACACGAUAGCAUCGACUCCGGCAGCUACCACGGUUACGGCCCUUCUGUCGGUCAUCUGGAGGCACGCGAAGCAGUGGCGAGGUAUUCUUCGACAGAGAAAGUGCACGUUGAGGCCAAGGACGUCGUCCUCUGCAGUGGUUGCUCGAGCGCUCUUGACCUGAGCAUAACUGCCCUAGCCUCGCCAGGACAGAACAUCCUGAUGCCACGACCUGCUUUCCCGCUCUACAGGACACUCGCUGAGUCUAUUGGCGUCGAAACCAGAUCCUACAACUUGUUGCCAGAGAACGACUGGGAAGCCGAUUUGAACCAUCUGGAGAGCCAAAUUGAUGAAAAUACGGCGGCAAUAGUUGUAUGCAAUCCUUCGAAUCCGUGUGGUUCGGUCUUCAAGAAACAACAUCUAAAGGAUAUGUUAUCCAUUGCAGCAAGGCACAAAUUACCGAUAAUAGCUGAUGAGAUAUAUGAACACAUGGUAUUUCCUGGACAUGAGUUCCAUCAUCUGGCCUCUCUUUCAGAAGAAGUGCCCAUACUUUCAUGCAGUGGGCUCACAAAGAGGUUUCUGGUGCCUGGCUGGAGAAUGGGGUGGAUUAUCAUCCAUGAUCGAAAUGGUUUAUUUGAUAAGGAGAUCCGAAAGGCUCUUCAAAGCCUCAGUCAGAGAACUAUUGGUAGUAACACACUGGUACAAGGAGCCAUUCCUGCCAUACUCAGCAACACACCACAGAAAUUCUUUGAAGACACCAUAAAAGUAUUACAGGACAAUGCUGAUCUUGCAUAUGACAUUUUAUCUGAAGUGAAGGGCCUUCGUCCAGUAAUGCCUCAGGGUGCUAUGUAUAUGAUGGUAGGAAUAACGGUAACAUUAUUUCCAGAAUUUUCUUCAGACCUUGAUUUUGUUGAAAGACUUGUUAGUGAAGAAUCAGUGUUCUGCUUACCAAGUCAGUGUUUCAAUUACCCAAACUACAUGCGUCUCGUGCUGACAGUUCCAAAAGAACAAAUGGAGAAAGCUUGCAAAAGAAUAGCUGCAUUCUGCCAGCGUCAUCACCAGGACUACCUUUCAAAGCGAAUUUCAUCUGUGAGCAUUACAUGAUGUAAAAGAAUCUUAGAUUUCUUAAAAAGCUACUGAGCUUAUGCUGAGCACCCACACCUAUUAUCUAACAUGUUCCUCCUCAAGAAUAAUGAGAAGUACGUGAAUGAGUUAUAUUUAUGAUUGGAUCAGAUUUCUAAACAUACUUCCUGAAGUCCGGAGACCGCUUUUCUUAAUUGUGACUGGAAUAUUCAGUGGAGGUGAAAAAUAGAAAUCUAUACAUGUGAUGAAGUUAAGCAAUUUAUAACAACUUUGUACAUACAAAACAAUACACUUAUUGUUUAAAAAGCUGAAUAAAUUUCAUGUUUGUCAGAGGAGAGAUUGUGAAUAUGCAUCAGGUUAGACUUCUGUCUAUCUGUGCAUUAUUUCUUGUAUUAUUUGAUUAAAGCAACAUGCUCCAUUUCACUGAAGUUUCAUAAAAUACCUACUAAAAUAGAUAUCAAUAGGCAAUCCUUUCCAGAGUGAUAGAUUUAAUUAUUUUAUUUGUUUUAUAUUUUUUACUGAUUUCAAUAUUCACUGGGCAUAAGUAUACGACUUCAUGUAUGUAUCUUUACAACUUUGUAUUAAAGAAUGGGAUGACUGAGGGGAAAAAAGGAGAAAAUAUAAUUUAUGCAUGUUUCUAAAGUGGAAUACAUAAGACCUGUAUCAUAGACAAUGUAAGAUAAUUUUACAGUAAAAUAGUGAAAAUGAAAUGUGUAAAAUUAUUUGGAGAAUGUUUUCUUGCAGAAUGCAGUCAUUUUUCUGAAUAAAUACACAUUGUCUCUUAAUAACCAUUAACCUUUCUCAUUAAACCCUCAAACUGUUCACAGCCUAUUUAGAAUGCAUUCAAUAGUUCAUACAGUGCUUCUGGGUAUUCAGCCAAGUUGUUGUUUCCAUAUUAUGGAACUUUUAUUUCAUCAAUCA
This is a messenger RNA of Schistocerca serialis cubense, 2214 nucleotides long. RefSeq names its product tyrosine aminotransferase (gene Tat). The record is from RefSeq and is a predicted model, not a curated record. The coding region runs from base 16 to 1314 and encodes 432 amino acids. Gene Ontology annotation, molecular function: L-tyrosine:2-oxoglutarate transaminase activity; pyridoxal phosphate binding. NCBI's taxonomy places the organism in Eukaryota, Metazoa, Arthropoda, Insecta, Orthoptera, Acrididae. Gene Ontology annotation, biological process: biosynthetic process; aromatic amino acid metabolic process. The transcript is spliced from 11 exons.